AUGCAGCUCCGGAGGUACAUGCGUUGCCUACAACCAAUGCCAAGCUGUUAUCGAUGGCAAAUCUCAAACCUUUACCGAUUUAUCCUGCAGAAAUUUUGGCAAAAAAACGAAUAG
Molecule: messenger RNA, 114 nt
Organism: Pyricularia grisea
Lineage: Eukaryota; Fungi; Ascomycota; Sordariomycetes; Magnaporthales; Pyriculariaceae
Exons: 1
Coding region: 1-114 (37 amino acids)
Source: RefSeq, a predicted model, not a curated record